Molecule: messenger RNA, 1998 nt
Organism: Cryptomeria japonica (Japanese cedar)
Lineage: Eukaryota; Viridiplantae; Streptophyta; Pinopsida; Cupressales; Cupressaceae
Product: L-type lectin-domain containing receptor kinase IX.1-like
Exons: 1
Coding region: 1-1998 (665 amino acids)
Biological process (GO): protein phosphorylation
Cellular component (GO): plasma membrane
Molecular function (GO): ATP binding; protein kinase activity; carbohydrate binding
Source: RefSeq, a predicted model, not a curated record
AUGGCAAAACUCUUUUCAUUCUUCUUCCUUUUCUUCUUCUGUGGCACUUUCCAAUUGAGAACAAAUGGAUGGAGUGAACUGAACUUCACUUGCCCUGCCUGGACUAAUGUCUUGCUGCAAGGAAUAGCUUUACCUGCCUCUUUGGGGGACAUCCAAUAUGUUUCUCUCACGCCAUCGCUAUUUAUUUCAACUUCAGAGUCGGGCUUCGCGACUUACAACAAAAUAGUUCCUCUAUGGAAUAACUCUGACUCUUAUCACCCUCUCGCCAAUUUCACUACCCACUUUUCUUUCUCUCAAACGGUUGGCAUAGUAUCCAGGGCUGGAAUCGUUUUUUUCAUGGCUUCUUCUGACUUGAAGCCGCCUGUAAAUGCCACUGGUCUCUUUAAUCAGACAUCUCAUGGCAACUUCUCCAAUCAUAUUGUAGCGGUGGGGUUUGAUUCGUUCAUCAAUCAUUUCGAGUUUGUUGACAACAUUGUAAAAAUCAAUGUGAAUAAUGUUGUUUGCAUGGUUAAUAUCUCUGCCAACAAUCCCUGUGUCGACGACGGCGUGAGAUGUGACGCAUGGAUCGAUUACGACGGGGUAGCAAAGAAACUCCAAGUAUUUCUUGCAUGUCUAAAAAAUUCUUCACGAAUUUUUGCGCUUAAACCCACAAUACCGAUCUUGUCGUAUAAAAUAGACCUCACUCAGAUUCUUCCUCAGAAUGUCACGGUUGGCUUCUCCGCUUCAACCGACUUUUAUUCAGUGAUGGCCCACGACAUUUACAGUUGGGAGUUUUCUUCUCUGUAUUCAUGGGAAAUUCACACGCAGUCCAAAAUUCCAGCGUACCAGACAAAUAGGAGAAGCAAUGCUAUUCUGUCGUUUAUUAUAGCCUGCGUGGCGGUGGUAGUGAUAACAAUGGUCGGUUUGGCGCUUCUCUUAACCCAGUGGCGGCAUGGUAAUACAAACAAGCUGAAAAGCAGAGAACUGGACAAACAGUUUGCUCAAGGCCCGCGUAAGUUUUCCUACGCUGUCCUCCGCGCUGCGACGAAGAACUUCAGCAAUGAGCAGAUGCUUGGAAAAGGAGGCUUCGGACAAGUCUACAGAGGCAUCUUGUCUCCGUCAAAGGAAAACGUGGCAGUGAAAAGAAUAUCGCAAUGCUCCAAACAAGGGCAAAAGGAAUAUAUUUCAGAAGUGAGUAUAAUCUCUAAGCUGAGGCAUCGGAACCUUGUGCAACUCCACGGAUGGUGCCAUGAAAAGGGCCGCCUGCUUCUUGUCUACGAGUUUCUGCCCAAUGGAAGCCUUGACAAAUAUUUGUUUGGGGAGCAAAGCAAGGGUGAUUUAAAUUGGGAUCUGAGGUACAGUAUUGCCUGUGACAUAGCCUCUGCUCUUCUAUAUCUUCACGAAGAGUGGGACCAGCGCGUUGUGCACAGAGAUAUAAAGGCCAGCAAUGUAAUGUUGGAUGCCCAAUUCAAAGCAAAGUUGGGGGAUUUUGGGCUGGCGAGAGUGGUGGAACGUGAGCGUGGAGUCUCCGACACAACAGUGGUGGCAGGCACAUUUGGUUAUCUUGCACCCGAAUGUGUCGUUACCAGAAAAGCAAGCUUAGAAUCGGACGUCUUCAGCUUUGGAGCAGUGUGUCUGGAAAUUGCGUGCGGAAGGAGGGCUGUGGAUCGGAGCUUGGAUGAUCAUAAUUGGAGAUUAGUCGAAUGGGUGUGGGACUUGUAUGGAAAGGGGAAGAUUUUGGACGCCGCAGAUGCAAAGCUGGGUGGAAAUUUCUAUGGCGAUGACAUGGAAACCGUGUUAUUAGUGGGGUUGUUGUGCUCUCAUCCAGAUCCCAAAGCCAGACUGAGCAUAAGACAGGUGGUUGAUAUCCUGAAAAUGAAAGCUCCACUCCCUCUUCUUCCUCUGACUUAUCCAGAAACCGUGUACACUACCUCUCAUGGUCCUGUCUUUGCUUUAUCGUUCAUUUAUGAUGGAACAUUUCGUACUGCAGAGAGCUCCUGGAAUAUUGAGAGUGCAUAA